AUGCCCCAAACGCUCCGCGACGCCUUCAUCUCCGACGGCAUCGUCAUCGUUCCCGACGCCAUCGCCCGAGACGUCGUCGAUGACGUCGUGAGACAGAUCAAACGCGAACUCCGAGACCCAGUGGUCUCGGGUGAGUCUGGGUUCCCCAGGGGCGUCGACUGCGACGAUCCCGCGUCCUGGCCCUCCGGAAGCGCGCGACGCGUGGUUGAGAUCGUCCCGCCGAGCGAUGGGGCGGAUUGGUGCGCGUUACGGACGAGCGAGCGGCUGACGGAAGCGCUGGACGAGGUGUUGGGCGGCGCGCGGUGGGACAUUGAGCUCAACGACGUGGACGCGGUGAAUGGAAAGUGCGACACGAGACAUUGGUACUGUCCGGUGACGUUUCCAGAGAACUCGUGCGAGAAGGCGGUGCGGUGCGCGCGAGAGGCGAGGGCGGCGAUCGCGCGGGCGGAGCAGAGCGAGAAACGAAGACGGACGAGCGACGAGAGCGGCCGGUGCACUCCGGCGCCGGCCCGGUGGACGGAAGGGGACAGUGCGCGGGCGAAGGAGCUCAGGGAGAGUGGGUUGGAAUGGGACUUCAUCGCAAAGAUGUUGAGCACGAGUGAGCUGACGUGGUCGGCGAAGCAGUGUGAGGAGAGUUUUCAAGCGUCGUGGACGCCGGAGCAGGACGCAAAGUUGCUCGCAGCCGUGACCGAGCACGGAGAGAAGUGGCAGCACAUCACGUCCAUGAUGCAGCAGGUUCGACCGGGGUGCACGAAGAAGCAGUCACGUGGAAGAGCGAUGAUGCUCCUGGACGAGCGCUCGGCGAACGUAAUCCACGAGGAGCGGGAGUACAAGGCGAACGCGGCGGCAGAGGAAGCCGGAAAGACCCUACAAGUGGACCCGGCCAAGUCCUGGCACCCAGUGAAUCGCAGGCGCAUGCUCAAUCGUGGAUGGCAUCUGGACAUCGGUGCGGGAUUUUCACCAGACGCGGUGCGAACGCCGGAGGGACAUCCGUUCCAGGGGGCGAUAAUUUUGAUAUUUUUGUCAGACUGUGAACCCGGAGGCGGAGGCACCGCGUUCAUCAAGGGUUCGCACAAGUGGGUAGCCCAGCACGUGCGAACGAAGGGCGGGAUCGUUCACAGUGAUCUUAACUCGUGGGCAAUCGAGUUGGUGAGCGAACUCUCGAGCGCCGGACGUUUGCCGUUGUCGUACGAGAUUGAUGCGAACGAGGCUGAGAACGCCAUGAGCCGCCACGACAUCGACGGCGUCAUCGAGCAGCUCGUUGGCAAGGCUGGCACCGUGGCGCUGCUUCAUCCGUGGCUGAUUCACAGUGGAACAAGCAACCUUUCGUCACAGGUGCGUUACUUAGCGAAUGGCAUGGCGAGAGUGAAGGAAGAGUCGUUUAAAGAGCAGGGCAUCCCUACCAUCAAGGAGGUCGCAUCUGACCAGCCAAAGUAUUCGCGCACGUUGGAUUUCAUGCCGUCGACGGAACCCGACGAGCAGGUCGUUCGACCACCAGUGGACGAAACGUUACCGCGCGUGAGCAUCAUCGUCCCCGUGCACAACGCGGCGCGAUUUUUGGAUGAAACGUUGAGCUCAGUAUGCGCGCAAACCUAUCGGGGACCAGUCGAGGUGAGCAUCUUCGACGACGGUAGCACGGAUGAGUCAGCUAAGUUCAUUAGACGUUGGCGAGAAGCCCUCGAACGCGUUGGCAUCUCGGUCGUCGUGAACGGGAGCAGGUGGCCGGAGAGCGCCCAGUUUGUCGCGGAGGACGCGCCCAACUGUGGGAUUGGAUUUUGUAGGAACCGCUGCAUUCAGCAGAGUAGUGGGUCGAUUCUCGUAUUUCUCGACGCCGACGACGUCAUGAUGCCAAACAGACUCGAAGUCCAAGUGCCUCUCGCCAUGAACAAUCCGAGGGCGAUCAUUGGCGGGUGUUGGAAACGAUAUCCCAGCGGCUCAACAGAGCACUAUGAGGCGUGGGCGAACAUGAUGACGCAAAAAGAACUUCACCUCGAGCAGUUCCGCGAGUGCACGGUGCUGUUACCAACGUGGUGCAUGACGCGAGCGAAUUUCGAUGAGAUCGGUGGGUUCGUUGAGGCUCCUCCAGGGUCUGGCGAAGCGGAAGACUUGAUCUUUUUCCAAAGGCACUUGCAGUUGCACUACGAGCAAAACGAACUGGACAAGGUGCCUUCGAUGUUGAGGGCUGGAGAUUACCCGCACAACCCCGUACUUUUGUACAGAUGGAGUCCACAGAGUGCGUCGGCUCGGUGCAGUAGACGUAGGUUACUUCAGGUUCGCGCACAAGCGUUCGAGGAACGUAUCUUGUCGCUCCCGACGUGGGAGAAAUUCAUCGUUUGGGGCGCCGGGCGGGACGCGAAAAAUUUCUUGAACGAAAUCUCGCCGUCGGCGCGGCAAAGGGUGCAGGCGCUGAUCGACGUCGAUCCGCGGAAAACUGGACGAAAGUACACGAAUACGAACGUUGGAGACGAAGUGUCCGUGCCCAUCGUUCAUUUUGCGAAGGCGCCGAGAGGACUUCCAGUUGUUGUAUGCGUCGCAAAGCGGCGAAAAGGUUCGGGCGUUAGCGGGGAUUUAGAAUCCAACGUCGACACGCUCGGGCUCAUCGAAGGGACUACGCUUUGGUACUUCAACUAA
This is a messenger RNA of Ostreococcus tauri, 2631 nucleotides long. RefSeq names its product Glycosyl transferase, family 2. The transcript has a single exon. The coding region runs from base 1 to 2631 and encodes 876 amino acids. The record is from RefSeq and is a predicted model, not a curated record. Lineage: Eukaryota; Viridiplantae; Chlorophyta; Mamiellophyceae; Mamiellales; Bathycoccaceae.